Molecule: messenger RNA, 3503 nt
Organism: Rana temporaria (common frog)
Lineage: Eukaryota; Metazoa; Chordata; Amphibia; Anura; Ranidae
Gene: SLC24A2
Product: solute carrier family 24 member 2
Exons: 14
Coding region: 496-2685 (729 amino acids)
Biological process (GO): long-term synaptic depression; calcium ion transmembrane transport; long-term synaptic potentiation
Cellular component (GO): membrane
Molecular function (GO): calcium, potassium:sodium antiporter activity; calcium channel activity
Source: RefSeq, a predicted model, not a curated record
UUAGCCCAUAGCCUGAAAGAAUCACGCUGACCAGAGAUAUCAUGAGCUAUCACUUUGUUAUAGGGUUGCACACAGAAAAACAGCAGCCAGUUGCAGCGUUUUAUUCUAUGCGCGGAUCACAAUGUGACCUGCUGUCCAGAGACAGAAAAGGCUGGAAAGGACAAAGCACACAGCAAGGUAACUUCAGCGUGCCAGUGAUGAUGACGGCUGAAGAGCUGGCUUGUGGUCUGCCCUGAAGCUCCUGACAACAAUAACAGUGCCUGAGUAAGAAAAAGAUGAUCAGCACACAUCACUGGCACACCUCUUCAAUCUAGAUUUACCAUUCAACACAAUCAUCGGACAGCCAUCUCUAACUGCAUGGAUGAAGAAAAUUCUGCUUGCUCCUGGGCCUCCUAAUGGACUCCUAAUGCAAAAAUAGGAAAGAAAAAGCAUGAUCGUCCAUUCAGCUUUGCAGUUUUUAUAAUUGGCUACAUUUUGUAUCUAGAAGAUUAAAAAAUGGGUCUUCAUGCAAGAUCUUCCGGUGACAUUCUUACAAGCUGCUGCGUAGGGAAGACUUUGUCUCAACACAGCCACAAACAUCCAUUUGUUCAUAAGAAACUAAGACUUAUUCGAAUACUGGGUCUUUUCCUAAGCAUAACAGCCAUAAGCACUUUGUCCUCCGCAGUCGGUGCCUUUUUAAAGAGAGAACUUUACAACAGUGAUGUGUCCAGUGCUACAAGCAGCCAUACUCUACUGCAGCGGCAUCAACGAAAUCUGAUGGACUUUGCAGAACAAAAUCAGAAUGAUACCCCUGGCUCUACUAUAUCUAUGAACUACAAGGCAGGGGAAAAUAAAUCUCUUUCCAAAGGUGAAUAUCCAGAAGACAUUUUUUCAUUGGAAGACAGAAAGAGAGGUGCUGUUGUACUCCAUAUAUUUGGGAUGAUAUACAUGUUCAUAGCAUUAGCUGUAGUUUGUGAUGAAUUUUUCGUUCCUUCGUUGACAGUUAUCACCGAAAAACUGAUGAUUUCUGACGAUGUGGCAGGGGCAACAUUUAUGGCUGCUGGGGGAUCUGCACCAGAACUGUUUACAUCGUUAAUAGGAGUAUUUAUAUCACAUAGCAAUGUUGGUAUUGGAACCAUUGUUGGAUCAGCAGUAUUCAAUAUCCUGUUCGUGAUUGGGAUGUGUGCUUUGUUUUCUAAGGAGGUAUUAAACCUAACCUGGUGGCCACUGUUUCGAGAUGUGACAUUUUACAUCCUGGGAUUGAUUAUGCUCAUAACCUUUUUCUUGGACAAUAUGAUCAACUGGUGGGAAAGCCUUUCACUGCUUUCGGCAUAUUUAACGUAUGUGACCUUCAUGAAGUACAAUGUCCAGAUGGAGAGCUGGGUGAAGGGGAAGCUGAACAGGAACAAGGUUGUUAAGGUAUCAUCAGCCAAUUCUGAUGGACAGGAACACAGAGAGCAGCCAAACAUCCUAGUUCUUCAAGAAGAGUCAAGUACUCCACAAGAGCAUGAAGGAGUAGCCAUGAAUAUUCGACAUGGAGAUGUAAAUGAAACUGCAGGGUUAAAAGAGACAUGGACUGAGGCGGCUACAUCCCCUACUAAGACAAAACCAAGGCUACAGCGAGGUGGCAGCUCCGCAUCACUGCAUAACAGCCUAAUGAGAAAUAGCAUCUUUCAGCUAAUGAUCCACACACUUGAUCCUCUGUCUGAAGAAAUUGGAUCAUAUGGGAAACUAAAAUAUUAUGACACUAUGACUGAAGAAGGGAAAUUAGAGUCUUGCUCCUCGCUCAAGAUCAGAACAGAAAGAGCGGGAAACCCACAAAUAAUGGCCAUGGAAGGAAAGUUCAAAGAGAAGGCUUCAAUCCUUAAUAAAAUGGCAAAAAAGAAGUGCCAGGUAGAUGACAGUGAAAGACUUAAUGGAGCUGCCAACUGUAUAGACAAAGUUGAGCUUCCAAACAGUGCUAAUGUUGAAGUGGAAGUGACACCACCUAAGGAAUCUACUGACCCAGUUCAAAAUGGAAAUGUGACUCACAACAUUGAAGCUGCAGAAACGCAGGCCUCAGGUGCAGAUAUGGCUGAUGAUGGUGACCAUCCACUAAGUCUAGCAUGGCCAGCCAACAAGCGUAAGCAAGCUGUGUAUCUUGCUGUGCUGCCAAUUAUUUUCCCUUUAUGGAUCACAUUACCUGAUGUCCGCAAUAUAUCAUCAAGAAAGUUUUUCCCUGUAACAUUUUUUGGAUCAAUCGCCUGGAUUGCAAUAUUUUCUUAUUUGAUGGUCUGGUGGGCACAUCAGGUUGGAGAGACUAUUGGCAUUACCGAAGAAGUAAUGGGGCUUACUAUAUUAGCUGCUGGCACCUCUAUCCCAGAUCUUAUAACCAGCGUUAUUGUUGCACGCAAAGGCCUAGGAGAUAUGGCCGUUUCCAGCUCUGUAGGAAGCAACAUAUUUGAUAUCACUGUUGGCCUCCCCAUGCCCUGGCUUCUGUUUUCCAUUUCUCACCGCAUGAAACCAGUAGCAGUGAGCAGCAAUGGCUUGUUCUGUGCAAUUAUCCUUCUCUUUAUAAUGCUGCUAUUCGUCAUCCUAUCCAUUGCUUUGUGUAAGUGGAAGAUGAACAAGAUUUUGGGAUGUACGAUGUUUGGACUGUACCUUGUUUUCUUGGUCGUCAGCGUUCUUCUAGAGAAUCGCAUCAUCUUAUGUCCAGCUACUGUCUAGGCUAAAAAGCUGAAGAAUUGUGGAGCAGAUGUUCUUGAACAUAAGGGCAGUAAGCUUGGCUUUGCCCUCAGAAGGCCAAAAGCAUUGCCAGCGUGCAACCUUGAAAUACUGUCGGAGGACAUAUGAUCAGUGGAUCAGUCCUGGAGAAUCUAGAAGCUAUACAAACUUUUACUGUACAUUUCUAGUGCACGUUGUAUUCCUCUAUUACUCUCUUUACAUAUGAUAUAUACUUUAAUAUACAGGGUAUAAUAAAGAGGAGUGAUGUUAGUUAAAAACAAAAUCUCUAGAAUUUAAUAUCAGCUACUUAUUGGAAAUCAUAGAUGUCCAGUAGCCGUGAAUAGAUUGAGCGUAUCAAUUCCUCACCAUGGAUGUAUUUCAACACUUCUUUGCCUGUAGUGUAGCCUGGAAGGAGUGUUGCAUAAAAAAAAAAAGAUAUUUAACUCCACUCUGUAGUAUAGGAACCACUUGUUCAAUAAGUAUAAUGAAAAUGUGGCAAAGUGGGAUCUGGGUAUGAAGUGUAAAUGGGAGAUUUAGAUUUGCUACCUACUGUAUACUAUAUUUUGUCUUUAUUAAAAGUUAUCAAUGGCAGUAUUGCACACUUCACAUAGAAUAACAGAAUGGGUUUGAUAUAUGCUAGCCCAGAAAAGCUUACAACAUAUUUUGGUUAUAAAAAAAGAGGCGUAUGGUCAGGAACUUAGGUAACAGGGUCUUGUGAUUUCAGGUCCAAGGUUGAAAUAACAGUUUAUAAUCCUGUUUUAAUUGCAAGGCUGAAUACCAUCUAAUAAAAAUAAGAAACCAUUUUCAUGGCUUAAAUAUUA